Plectropomus leopardus (leopard coralgrouper) is the source of this 4536-nucleotide messenger RNA. RefSeq names its product inverted formin 2 (gene inf2). NCBI's taxonomy places the organism in Eukaryota, Metazoa, Chordata, Actinopteri, Perciformes, Serranidae. Gene Ontology annotation, molecular function: small GTPase binding; actin binding. Gene Ontology annotation, biological process: actin cytoskeleton organization. The record is from RefSeq and is a predicted model, not a curated record.
UGAGUGAAAGCUCAGAGGCGAUUUGAAAACGGUGCCAUCUGCAAACCACACAGGGUCUGACCUGCCACACAGUGCCGAUUUCUUUUAGUCCACGUUUCAUUUUCUGCCAGAAUAAAGGGUUGUCCGGAUGACUGCAAAGUGCUCUCCCAUCUGAAACACAGCAAAGGAGGCGGUUCUUCAAGUGUCUUCAUAUUUAUGGAAUAAUACCAGCCAUUAUGUCAGGGAAGUCAGAUGGGAAAAAGAAGUGGGCGGCAGUGAGGGGUCGCCUGGGCUCCUCGCAGGACUCGGAUUCCCAGCAGGAGGCCAACCUGGAGAGCGCAGACCCAGAGCUGUGCAUCAGACUGCUGCAAGUUCCCACCGUGGUCAAUUACUCGGGGCUAAAGCGUCGCCUGGAGGGCAGCGACCAGACAUGGAUGGUCCAGUUUUUGGAGCUGAGUGGGUUGGAUCUCCUCCUGGAGGCUCUGGACCGACUCUCUGGGCGAGGAUGCUCUCGCAUUGCAGAUGCCCUCCUGCAGCUCACCUGUGUCAGCUGCGUGCGGGCAGUCAUGAACUCCUCUGCAGGGAUCCACUUCAUUAUAGAGAACGAAGGAUACAUUCGGAAGCUCUCCCAAGCCUUGGACACUUCCAACACCAUGGUGAAGAAGCAGGUGUUUGAGCUGCUUGCUGCCCUCAGCGUGUUCUCUGCAGAUGGUCACUCCCUGGCCCUGGAUGCCCUGGAUCACUACAAGGGUGUGAAGACGCAACAGUAUCGCUUCAGUGUGAUCAUGAACGAGCUACAGGCCACAGAUAACGUCCCUUACAUGGUCACACUUCUCAGUGUCAUCAACGCUCUCAUCUUCGGCACAGAUGACCUCAGGCAGAGAGAUAAGAUGAGAAAGCAGUUUAUCGGGCUCCAGUUACUUGAUAUUCUGCCAAAGUUAAGGGAACAGGAAGAUGAGGACUUGAUUAUUCAAUGUGAAGCUUUUGAAGAGGCAAUGGCUGAAGAUGAGGAGGAGUUGCUGCGGCUCUACGGGGGCAUCGACAUGAGUGAUCACCUGGAGGUUUUCACUACGCUAUUUAACAAGGUGAGCAGCUCUCCAGCCUCUCUCCAGCUGCUGUCCAUCCUGCAGACAUUGUUGGUGCUGGGACCAGGCCGCUCUGAUAUCUGGCUAGCGCUGGAGGCCAUCACUAACAGAGCCAUACUGCUGGCCCAGGACUCUCAGAUAGAGUCCAGUGAGAAGAUCAUGCAGCGGCUGAUGUUCUCCAAAGGAAAGAGCUGUGAAGGUCGUCAUGAAGUGGACGGGCAGCUCGUGAAAGUGGAUAAGGCUGUGCAGACUGAUCUGGAUCAUCAGGACAAAGACAAAAGCGUAACAGCCUCUCAGAAGCCACUGUGUGCCUCUCCUGCUCCUCCCCCUGCGCCCCCACCUCCUCCCCUGCCCCCUAGUAUGACUCCUAAUAAGUGCCCACCACCACCUCCACCCCCACCUCCUCCUCCUCCUCCACCAUUACCAGGAGGGUUUGGUGGACCCCCACCGCCUCCUCCCUUGCCUGGAAUACCACCACCACCACCACUGCCCGGCGGUCCAGGCAUUCCUCCUCCGCCACCUCCACCACCACUGCCCGGUGGUCCAGGCAUUCCUCCCCCACCACCCCUGCCAGGGAUGGGUGGUGGUCCUCCACCACCACCUCCGUUACCUGGCAUGCCACCUCCACCUCCCCCUCCCCCAGGCAUGAUCAUGGCUCAGAGUAGCCAAGUGCUGGGGUACGCUGCACCCAUGAAGACCAACCGAUGUCCCACCUUGAGGAUGAAAAAGCUCAACUGGCAGAAACUCCGCUCUGUUACUGAUGGUCACUCCAUGUGGGCCUCGGUUCAGAAAGAGCCUCCUCCUCGGGAGCCGGACUACAGUAGUAUCGAGCAGCUGUUCUGUCUCCCGGUGACCGAGCACAAAGACAAGGGGGCAGCUGCUCCUGUCAAGAAGGAGCCUAAAGAGAUUACAUUUAUUGAUCCAAAGAAAAACUUGAAUUUGAACAUAUUCCUAAAGCAGUUCAAAUGCAAAAAUGAGGAUUUUGUAGCCAUGAUUCAGAAUGGGGACCGUACCAAGUUUGAUGUAGAAGUGCUCAAACAGCUUCUUAAGCUCCUACCAGAGAAGCAUGAGAUUGAAAAUUUGAAGUCCUUCCAAGGAGAAAAAGACAAGUUGGCAAAUGUCGACCGGUUCUACACCUCCCUACUCACUGUGCCAUGUUAUCAGUUGAGGAUUGAGUGCAUGUUGCUGUGUGAAGAGACUUCAUCAGUGCUGGAUAUGCUCAAACCUAAAGUUGGGCUGGUGGAGGAGGCCUGCCAGUCUCUCAGAACAAGCACGCUCAUGCCCAGUUUCUGCCGGCUCAUCCUUGACGUAGGGAAUUUUCUCAACUAUGGAAGUCACACAGGGAACGCCGAGGGGUUCAAGAUCAGCUCUCUGCUCAAGCUUACUGAGACCAAGGCCAACAAGAGCCGCAUCACGUUGCUUCAUCACAUCCUGGAGGAAGCAGAGGCGAACCACCCGGAGCUGCUGACGCUGCCAGAUGACAUAGAGAUCUGUGAAAAAGCAGCGGGAGUUAAUCUGGACUCUAUUCAGUCGGAAGCCAGUGCCUUACUAAAACGACUGAAUGACACGACCAAGAAGGUCUCCAAUUCUGUGGAAGAGGUCAAGGAGCAAUACGCAAAGGUUCUUGAGGAAAGUCUGGAGGCAUGUCAAGCUUUAUGUGAAAGGUUUACAGCGAUGGACAAGAAGAAGGGCGAGCUAGCUGUCUACUUAUGUGAAGACUCCAAUCAGCUGUCGCUCGAGGAACUCUUUGGAACUAUUAAGACUUUCCGAGGACUGUUCAUCAAGGCGCUGAAGGAAAACAAAACCAGAAGAGAGCAGGCAGCCAAGGCUGAGAAGAGGAAGAAGCAGCUGGCAGAAGAGGAGUCCAAGAGACAGAAGGGAGAGAAUGGAAAAAUCAUCAAGAAAGGCUUUGUGCCACAGAAUGACGGCUGCAUCAUCGACCACCUCCUAGCGGAUAUCAGGAAAGGUUUCAGCCUAAGAAAGACCAGGCCAAGGUGCGAUUCGGAAAGCCCCCCUUCUAGUGAAAAGCAUAGGGAUACCUGCCCAUCUGAAAAAAGUGUGAAGCCUGUAGACGAAGAAGCCGCAGAGCCAGUCACCAUAUCCGCUCCCACCAAACCUCAGAAAGAGGGUCACCAGCCCAGCGCAGACAAAAUGAACGGCUUCAUCAGUCCAUCAGAAGAGACUCCACCAGCUCCGCAGAGUGUGGUGCAAGACGGCACAGCUCCACCUCCCAAGGAACUCCCAGGAGAACCAGCCAUGGCAAUCCAGACACCCCUGGAAAGACCUACAUCGCUGCAGGAUGGGCAACGCCCACAGAAACCCACAGUGCCACCUUUAGAUACGACACAACCUCAGCCUCAGGUUGAAGCGGAACAUCAGCCAUGUCUCCCCACAAACGGCUUUUCAAUGGAUUCCACCGAGACCAGUGUCUUCAGCCCAUCUUCCCUCUCCGAUUCUGACCUGCUAGAGGUGGCGUUAGAGUGCACUCCCAGCCUGGAAUCAGAGAAGCUGACGCCAGUGGAGCCAGCAGACAUUAGUGUGAAUGUCCAGAUCACGGAAUGCCCUUUACCUAACACAGACAAUGUGACACAGAGUAGCGAAAGCAAUAUAACGGGAGAUGGAAAAGCUGAAACUAGUAAUAAAAUAAGCCAUUUAGAAGAGACUGCAGAACCAGAGAAAGGUAAAGAAGAGCGGAAAUGCGUUAUUGUAAAAACGGUCGUGACUACAGUCGACGAGAGCAUCAAGGGGUGCGACGUUCCAGAUGGAUUGCAAUCUGAAGAUCUGCCAUCUGUGUCUGAAGCAGUGCCUCCAUCCCAUAAGCCUGAACCAAAGAAACAGCAGAGUCUCUUUAAAAGAAGCAAAAAGAAGAGUAACCAAGGUAACAGUGGGAAAGGACACACUAAACAUAAAAAAGGCUGUGUGUUGCAGUGAGGUGACUCCAGAAAAAGGAAAUCAAGAGGAAAAAGAACGUGUUAAUUUUACACAUGGAGUUGUGAACUGGAAGGACUAUUUUACUUUGUGAGCCUGCGUGAGCACUGACUCCUUCAAGAGGAUGCAGAAGUCUUCCUUUUGCAAUGAUUUGUUGAAGAAGAGUAAACACAUCUAAGGCUGGGAUCUUCACACCGUGUGAAUGCCAACUUGUCACUUUAUGUAAAUUAGUUUUUGUGUAUAUGAGUGAUUUGGAUUCAGAAACUAUUCCAAAAAAAAAAGUUGAAUGUGCUUUAUAUGUUUUGUAUAAUUGUUGUAAUAUGCAGUGAAUGUGUUUUUGCUAUAUUUACAGCACCUUUAGAAGGAAAGAUGCAGUGUUGUUGGUGCAAGAUAUUUAACUCAUCAAAACAAAAGUGCUUAAAUGUCAUGUCUUAAUUUCUUUAUAUAUUACCCAGAGCUCUAACAGGAAAUAUAAGGGGCAGCAUAUAAUGGAUUGUAACUUUUAAUGUUAGAUAUAUUUUAAUAAACGUGAAUUUACUGUUCA